AGACGCUCAUUCACCGGCGCAGCUGUCACCAUAACAACCGGAGCGAGGGAAUCCUGGCGACUGCCGGGGCGGGGGGCGGGGGCGGCGGUCGCAGGAGGGACCCGGCGAGGGCGGCACCGCGGCGGUCGGGGGACACCAGCCGCGUCGGGAGCCCCCAGUACGCCCCGCGCUCCGCCGAGCCCCGCUCUAUGCAGACCCGCGGGCCGGAGGGAGCCAAGCACAUCGCCGCCGCGGCCGUCCCCGCGGGGCGGUGACCGAGCCUGCCUCGGAGCCGCCGAACGCCCACGCCGGGGGCCCUGACUCUAUGGCCCGGGGGGAGCGCGCCGGAGCCGCCGCGUCGCCCACCCCCAGCCGGAACCCGAGCGUCCCGGGCAGCAAGCGGGGAGCCCCGGGCGGCCCCGGCCCCGGCCCAGGGCCCUGCUUGUGGCCCCCGCUCCCGCCACGGGGCAUGGGAGGCAGGUAGCCCCGCUCGCGCCAGGACACCCGCGGCGGGCGGGACCCGCCAAGGACCGCGAAGUCCCGAGAAAGGAAGCAGAGAAGAGGCCCGCCCGCCCCCGGCCGCAGCCCCAACAGGGCCCUCCCCCGGCGGCGCGCACCCGCGCGCGCACACUCGCACACCGCACCUCCGCUCCUCUCCGGCCUCGCCCCCACCCGCGAGCGCCGAACCCCCUGGGGCCGGAUGCCAUGGGUAACAACUUCUCCAGUAUCCCCUCGCUGCCCCGAGGAAACCCGAGCCGCGCGCCGCGGGGCCACCCCCAGAACCUCAAAGACUCCAUCGGGGGCCCCUUCCCCGUCACUUCUCACCGAUGCCACCACAAGCAGAAGCACUGCCCAGCGGUGCUGCCUGGUGGGGGGCUCCCAGCCACGCCGCUGCUCUUCCACCCGCACACCAAGGGCUCCCAGAUCCUCAUGGACCUCAGCCACAAGGCUGUCAAGAGGCAGGCCAGCUUCUGCAACGCCAUCACCUUCAGCAACCGCCCAGUCCUCAUCUACGAGCAAGUCAGGCUGAAGAUCACCAAGAAGCAGUGCUGCUGGAGCGGGGCCCUGCGGCUGGGCUUCACCAGCAAGGACCCGUCCCGCAUCCACCCUGACUCGCUGCCCAAGUACGCCUGCCCCGACCUGGUGUCCCAGAGUGGCUUCUGGGCCAAGGCGCUGCCUGAGGAGUUUGCCAAUGAGGGCAACAUCAUCGCAUUCUGGGUGGACAAGAAGGGCCGUGUCUUCCACCGCAUCAACGACUCGGCUGUCAUGCUGUUCUUCAGCGGGGUCCGCACGGCUGACCCGCUCUGGGCCCUGGUGGAUGUCUACGGCCUCACGCGGGGCGUCCAGCUGCUUGAUAGCGAGCUGGUGCUCCCAGACUGCCUGCGGCCGCGCUCCUUCACCGCCCUGCGGCGGCCGUCGCUGCGGCGCGAGGCGGACGACGCGCGCCUCUCGGUGAGCCUAUGCGAUCUCAACGUGCCGGGCGCGGACAGCGACGAGGCCGCGCCGGCCGCCGGCUGCCCUAUCCCGCAGAACUCACUCAACUCGCAACACAGCCGCGCGCUGCCCGCGCAGCUCGACGGCGACCUGCGUUUCCACACCCUGCGCGCCGGCGCGCACGUCCGCAUCCUCGACGAGCAGACAGUGGCGCGCGUGGAGCACGGGCGCGACGAGCGCGCGCUCGUCUUCACCAGCCGGCCCGUGCGCGUGGCCGAGACCAUCUUCGUCAAGGUCACGCGCUCGGGUGGCGCGCGGCCCGGCGCGCUGUCCUUCGGCGUCACCACGUGCGACCCCGGCACGCUGCGACCGGCCGACCUGCCCUUCAGCCCUGAGGCCCUGGUGGACCGCAAGGAGUUCUGGGCCGUGUGCCGCGUGCCCGGGCCCCUGCACAGCGGCGACAUCCUGGGCCUGGUGGUCAACGCCGACGGCGAGCUGCACCUCAGCCACAACGGCGCGGCCGCCGGCAUGCAGCUGUGCGUGGACGCCUCACAGCCGCUCUGGAUGCUUUUCGGCCUGCACGGGACCAUCACGCAGAUCCGCAUCCUCGGCUCCACCAUCCUGGCUGAGCGUGGUAUCCCAUCACUCCCCUGCUCCCCUGCCUCCACGCCAACCUCGCCCAGUGCCCUGGGCAGCCGCCUCUCUGACCCCUUGCUCAGCACGUGCAGCUCUGGCCCUCUGGGUAGCUCUGCUGGCGGGACAGCCCCCAACUCGCCAGUGAGCCUGCCUGAGUCGCCAGUGACCCCAGGUCUGGGCCAGUGGAGCGAUGAGUGCACCAUUUGCUAUGAACACGCGGUGGACACGGUCAUCUACACAUGUGGCCACAUGUGCCUCUGCUACGCCUGUGGCCUGCGCCUCAAGAAGGCUCUGCACGCCUGCUGCCCCAUCUGCCGCCGCCCCAUCAAGGACAUCAUCAAGACCUACCGCAGCUCCUAGCCCUUUGCGGUGGCCCGCCCUGCACACCCAUCUCCUUGGGCUUCAGCCCAGCCCCAGCUGAGGAACAAGCCAGUGGGGCCCCUUCUCUUCCUCAUUUUGGAAACUUUUCCUCCUCCAUUAAACAUGGGAAACUGAGGCCCUUGAAGGUUUGGGGAGAGGGGGGUAUCAGGCAGGGAGGGGGCAGAGGCAAAUCGCCAGGCAGAGGGAGGGGAGGAGAGGAGGCCGCCUUCUCCCUGUCUCUCCCUUCUCUGCACCCAGCUCUUCUCUGCAUGCUGAGGGCUAAAUUGGGAUCUCAGCCUGCCCUAAUCUUUCCCCAUCUGGGGCAGGUUUCUAGGAGGUGUCUGUAGUCCAUGUGGCACCUUUGUGAGAAUCAGAAGACUUGUACCUUCCUCUGGGAAGCUGCAGCCCUAAGCCAGGGCAUGGGGCCUGGCUAGUGCAGUGUGGACUGGAUUUUAGGCUCAUUUGCUCCCUCAGCCAACUGCGCUUGAGCAGUGUACAGCCUGCUCAACAACCGCCCUGAGCAGGCCGCUCCUGAGCUGCUAUCUCCCUCUCUGACCUAGGCCUACUUUCUCUUUCCUCGUUCCCUGCCCAAUGGGCAUGGCAGCUGGGGGUGAGAGGCUGGUGGGUGCCUCCUGUCCUGGGCAGGCUGCAGCCUCAUGCCAUGUCUCUCUCCCACUACCCGAUGGGCACAUGGACAGGCUGCAGAGGGCUCCAGGUUCUGGGCCCCUGGCUGAGAAGGGGAGGACCCUGUCCUGGCUGUAGCCUUCCUGCCCCAAUCAUCUCGCUGGAUGCCGCUGCCCAGGGGUAGCCCUUCGGUAUAGGCUGGGGAAAAGGGUUGGUCUUCUGCCACGGUCCCUGAGAACAGGUUUGCAGCUACCCUCUCAGACCUUUUCCCCACAUCUUGUGCUGUCCAGGGCCUGGGCUGAUAGAGCCUGCGGCAGGCCUGGGAUGGGCCAGGGCCCCAGGUGGGGAGGUGUGCGUUCCCUGGGCCAAGACCAGCCCUUUUCCUCAUUUUAAUUAAUUUAUUUGGUUUGUGGUUUGGGGUUUUUUUGUUUGUUUGUUUGUCUGUAGGUGAGUUCCCAUCCUCUGGGCCCCUAGAAAUACUGCCCUUGUGUAUGGGGUACCUGGGAAAGGGUGCGACUGAGGCAGGCAUCACUCAGUAUCUUCCUCCGACUCCAGCCACAAAGCUCACACCCAGCCCUGCCAAUCAUGAAUUGGAACUCCAUAAGGAGGGGCCAAAUUGGGAGGCCUGUUGGCAAACAGUAUCCAUUUUACAGAGAGGCAAACCGAUCCUCCUUAGUGCCAUGGGGCUGGUGGUCACCCAGAGCCAUAGAGCAUCCUUCCUCCUGGGCCAGAGCUGGGUUAUCAUGGUUGACUCAGGUACGUCAGGUGGCCCAGGAGGUCCCCCGUCCAUAAGGACGUCAAACUUCCAGGAGGGCUAGUGUUCCCAGUGUGGGCCAGGAACAGGACAGGGGGGCCUUGUGACGGCAGGGCAGGGAGCCUGUAGGGAAGAUGAGGAGGCAGGGUGUGCCUCUCACACCUCCAGGUUCUCAUUCUAAGUUCUGGGGAGGGAGCGCUCCACCUGCUGAGGUUGGUCCUCUCAGCCCUGCCUGCCCUGGCCUGGGCUCUCCCAGCCUCCCAGCCCUCUGCCCCCUCAGAUGGCUUUUUGUUUUUGUUUUUUUGCAUCCAUCAGAGACUGCUCCUCUGUGUGGCAGGCAGGGCAUGGGUUUUAGUCCUGGCCACUAACCAGCUGUGUGGCCCUGGCUGAGAUGUAGCCCCGGGAGCCCCAGCUUCUACUUCUGUAAAAUGGUUGUUUGGGGAGAGAGGGGCAGGCUUUCUGUGUGACUGUCAGUUCUUCCGUGAGGGCUGCCAUGGGGUGGUGUGCCAGGACCUCAGGCUGGGCCUUUGUGGAAGUCACUGUCCCACUAUGGGUCUCCACUCCCCAGUCACUGACCAUGGGAGACCCCUUUUGUGGGAGGGAGCGGGGGCUGGCUAGUGGGCCCCCCAGCCAGGGACCCCAGAGGCUGAGGGUUGGGGAGAGGAAGCCAUCAUCUCAUUACCUCUGUCAGUGCAGGGGUGGCUGCUGCUUCCCUCGUGCACUCGGGUCGCUGUGAUUGUGAAUAAAGGUGAUUUCGUACCAGCCUGAGGGCUGUGCUGUGCGCGGAGCACUGGGGAAGGAGGGCCAGCGUGUGCGUGCACAUGUGGGGGCAGGCUGGGGUGUGGGAGGGCUGGUGUCCUGGGUACUAGGGGAGUCAUCAGGAGGGGUGGCCCUUCCCUCAGGGGUAAUUGCAGGCCUCUGAGGCUUCACGGUGGGCUGGGACAAUUGGGGAAGACUCCCUGGAGUCAGGGGCUGGAGCGUGACUUGGGGCUAGAAUGCCAGGUGAGCCUUGUAAAUUGGGAGAGGCCACUGCGUCUGUGAGGAGCAGGGUGUGGUGGGGAAGGUGCCCUGGGAUUCCAUGAGGAAGCUUGGCUUUCCGUUAAGGUUGAGCAGGGCUCAAAUCUGCUGCUUGUGGGGGGGUGCGCAGUGCCACCUAGGGGCUAAUGGGACGAUGACAAGUGGUCGACUCAGGUCAUCAGGGGCUGUGCUCUGAGCUCCCCAGGAACAAGGCUUCCACCCCUCUCCCCAGGCUCAGACCCCCACAUCUGGAGGGAGCUCAGCUGUGUUCCCACUGGCGGGUGCAGAGGCCUGUACCAAAUGGGUGGUGCCACUGAGGAGAAAAGGGAGGCCUCUGGAUAGAGUCCUUUAAAGAAGUGUUCUAGGUGCGCCGAGUGAGCCGAGUGGUGGGGAAGGCUGAGGGGAGAGGGGUGGUGGGGAGGAGGCAGCCAGACUGGCCCCAAGGUCUAGGCACAGUGUUGGAAUUGAGCUCGUUUGGCAGUGCCAGGCCUCAGAGGUGUGUGGGAUACCUGCCUGCCCAUCCUGUCCCUGGGAGGAUGCUCAGGCUACCCAGCCUCUGCAUGGUCUUGCACAGCCAUGGCCUGUUCCUACGAUCAGGGCUACCCGGUCCUGCUUACUGGGGUCCAGCAAAAGCAGGAGAGGGUCGGGGGCCAUGCUAAGGGGGCAGCUAGGCCUGCUGGAUGUGGGUCCUUGGCCCCAAGAUCUGCAUCUUUCAAAGCCUUGGCCAUUGCCCAGAAAGCCUCCCAAAAUGGGGAAGAAGCUGGAGGAGCUUGACCAUGAUUCUCAGCCAGAGUGAGAGCUGGCUCAUGUCUGUAAUCCCAGCACUUUGGGAGGCUGAGGCAGGAGGACUGCUCGAGCCCAGGAGCUUGAGACCAGCCCUGGCAACAUAGCAAGAACCUGUCUCUACAAAUAAUAGAAAAAUCAUCUGGGCAUGGCGGUGCGCCUGUAGUCCCAACUACUCAGGAGGCUGAGGUGGGAGGAUUGCUUGAGUCUGGGAGGUUGAGGUUUCAGUGACCUAUGAUCAUGCUACUGCACUCCAGCCUGGGUGACAGCGUGAGACCCUGUUAAAAAAAAAAAAAAAAAAAAAAAAGGCGAGAGCUUACCUACCUCCCCCCACCCUCCAGUGUCCUUUCUUUCAGAGGGCCCUGGGAUCCUGGAGUCCACCUUGCAAUUUGAGAUAAUGGGACAUUUGCUAUUCAGCUGGAUGGGUUUUUUUUUUUUUGGUGACAGGGAGAAUUAAGAGGUGAUUCUGUUUGGUUAAAAAGGCCCAAAACUUUAUUUAGUUUUCAGGGAAAUAUAAGAUGCAUGUAAACAUAAACAAAAUACAAAACAAAACCCAAAUCUUAGUCUAGAAGCAUGCCAAGACAGAGCAUUUUCUGCAGACCAAAGAGUCCUGUCAAAGUGAUAAGGGACACCUGGAAAGUGGCAGGCCAAGGGGCUGGUCCCUUCCCCAAGGGCACUGCAUUUUUGUGAUGAGAUUAAAAACAAACCAACUCCACUAUUAAAAAUGUUAGAAACAUGGAGAUAGUUUAGCACCACCAUUGAUUCUGGAAAUAUUUCAGCACUCAAAUUGACUGCACUGACUUUAAUGUCCUUUCUCCAGUUUCUCUGCUGAGGAGGAAAGAAGGAAAACCUGGAAGAAGGGCUCCUCCUGACCCCACAGAGCCCACUAAGAGCUGGGAGGGGAAUUCCAUGAGGAAUUCUCCAAGGUUCUGGAGCUCCAGAGACGUCCACCAGUCCCCACCCAGCCAUGCAGUCCAUAUGCUCACGCUUCAGGGAUUACUGAAGUCUGCCUUGCCCGGGAGUCACUUCCUGCAGACCUCUGAGUACCUGGCUGGGAAACCCAUUUCCCAUCCUGUGUCCUGGAUUUAAAGAAAACCUGUUGCAGAUAAUGAGUUGUAAAUUCAAGAAGGGUGGCUGUUUUGCUGUUCUCUCUCUGCAGUAAACUCAUAUGGGGAGUGUGCCUUGGUUAUAAGGCACUGCAAAAUGGCAGGGUAUAUCCAUGGAUGAAUGCUCAUCAUACCCAGUCUUAAUUCAUACCAGGUGGCAGGCUCAGCAAACUGAACCACCACAGGUGUCAGAGAUACUUGAGAAUGACUGGUACCAACAGGAUGACAAAGGAGGUUGCCUUCCUCCCAGAUGUGCCCAAUGGAGUCUGAACCCUGGUUCUAAUUUGUGGAGGUGGGUCCUCACUGUUAUGACCCAUUGUGGUCACUGGUCUUUGAGCUAUACAACUUGAGAGGCUAGCUUUGGAUUGGACAGUCAAAGGGAAGUGGGCAAAACCAGCUGAGAAACCGGGAGCUGGAUGCAUGUAUUCUGGAAUCAGGGCCUGCAAACUCAAAGAUUGGUUUGUGGCUGGUGACUUCCCCUCUCUGCUAAGUAAAUCAGUGACCAUUCAUUGAGAACCGAUGGGGACCCAGCAUGUGGCCCAAUGAGUGGCAGUUUUUUUCUAGCCAGCUUCUGUGGCCAAAUUUAGAGGAUUUUCCAACCUGCUGUGGCUGGACCCUUGGGUGUUGAAUCACUAAAUUCCCUUUCUACCUGCUCUCUUCUUCCUGAAACACUCAGAACUGACUUCUUCCUUCUUUCUAAUCAACAAAGACAAAACUCCAAACCCCUUUUCAGCCUUCACACAACUUUUCUUUCUAGAAGACAUCCUCUUUUGGAAGCCGCCUUUCCUAGUGAAGGGCAGUAGGCCCCAGCUACCCCAAACAUGCACACGCUCUUCUUAUCAACGUGCCUCUCACUUGCCUCUAACGUGCUCGAGCCUUCCUUUUGCUCUAAAUAAUUCUUCCUCCCUCCUUCCCUUUUUCUCUUUCACCUCUUGAGGUUCAGCUUAUUGGCCAGAAUGGAACUGGGAGCAAGGCAGGGACCUUCAGUGCAGGGGACCCCAUUCUCUAAAGCCACUGAGUUCUAGGACUGCAGUAGGAGAGGGUGUUGAUUGUCAAGGUUAAUUGCAAACUUGAGAUUUUAAAAAGACAGGAUUGGGGAAGGGGGAUUGCGUGCUAAUCCCAACCUUAUAGACAGGCUGGGAUCAAGGCCUUGGAAGGUAGAGCCCUCCACCCAGUCUGUAAGCACCAGUGUGCCCACCUUAUGGCCUGGGGACCCAGGUUUGCAGGAGAGAAGUUAACAGUGGGGCUGUUUUCCCCAAAGCUGUGGGUCACACUCCUGUCUUCUCACUGGCUCUGAUCAUGCACCUUGGGAACCACAGAGACAUGAGACUGCACCAGACAGGGAUGAUGAUUUAGCCAGAAACUCAUGAAGGUCUAGCAGAGCCCUCCAUACUUCCCGGAAGUGUUCAGUCUGGCCCUGCAGUUGGGACUACACUUAUAUGCACCUGCAGGUCUUGUUGGGUGCACCAAGAGCAAGUUCUCACCCUGACCACCUGACCCACCCUCUGAAACAAGGAUGAAGGGACUGGAAGCUUUUAUUAUAAGGGGCUUCUCAUACCUAUGGCAUGACUGAAAGGUGGGAGUCAACCUGCUCGAUGACACAUCUGUAGGGGGUGGCCUAACUGAACCAACCCAAUGUUUCUAUACCCAGUGGCAUCUCUUUUGCACAUCUUCAUUUUGGAGCCUGGGAUGACUGCCUAGGCCGCUUAUGCUAGACCUGUUAAUGCCAGUGUGAAAUUUCCAACUAAAUACUUAAUAAAAUAAUUACAAAAA
Molecule: messenger RNA, 8466 nt
Organism: Piliocolobus tephrosceles (Ugandan red Colobus)
Lineage: Eukaryota; Metazoa; Chordata; Mammalia; Primates; Cercopithecidae
Gene: NEURL1
Product: neuralized E3 ubiquitin protein ligase 1
Exons: 6
Coding region: 685-2409 (574 amino acids)
Biological process (GO): negative regulation of Notch signaling pathway
Cellular component (GO): postsynaptic density; plasma membrane
Molecular function (GO): ubiquitin protein ligase activity
Source: RefSeq, a predicted model, not a curated record